Molecule: messenger RNA, 3724 nt
Organism: Monopterus albus (swamp eel)
Lineage: Eukaryota; Metazoa; Chordata; Actinopteri; Synbranchiformes; Synbranchidae
Gene: cdh2
Product: cadherin 2, type 1, N-cadherin (neuronal)
Exons: 16
Coding region: 321-3044 (907 amino acids)
Biological process (GO): synapse assembly; calcium-dependent cell-cell adhesion; multicellular organism development
Cellular component (GO): apical part of cell; neuron projection; postsynaptic density
Molecular function (GO): calcium ion binding; beta-catenin binding; cadherin binding
Source: RefSeq, a predicted model, not a curated record
AGUAGGGAGAGACAGUGAGACGAGCGGCUUGUAGCCUAGUGGCCGGGGCUCUUUUUGUCUUGGUGUUGGACUGGAUGGGAGGGAGCAGCAGCAGCCUCAGUACCAGGCAGUGCUCAGACCAGGCAGAUAGAGGAGGAGGCUACUACAUGCUGCCACAGCCGCUACCGCUCCUUCCUUUGUCGUACAGGGACGUUUUUCACCGCGGCCACACGUGAGCCAGAGGGAUAUUAUUUUCUUUUUUUCUUUUUUCUUUUUCAUUAUUUCUUUUUUUUGGUUACACGUAUUUCGAAGGGGACAAUUAGGCGGUCGCUGGCGUACAAAUGUACUCACUACACGAGGGCAGCGGUCUGCUACUGCUGGCGGUGUUGGCAGGACUGCAGAUUGCAGCAGAGGGCAGGGGCACCCCACCGUGCAUGCCAGGCUUCUCUGAAGAUGUGUACAAGGUUGUGGUGCCAGAUAUCACAGAGAAAGGACAGCCCCUUUUCAACGUGAGGUUUCUUGACUGUGGCCGAGGUGGUCUUGUGCAGUUUGAAUGCAGUAACCCAUCUGACUUCUGGAUAGAGGCCAGUGGAGUAGUAUAUACUGCCAGGAGUCUUCAGCACACUACACUCCCUGUGUCACCAUUGCUGAUCAAGGCUAGUGACACCACCACACAGGAGGAAUGGGUGGCCGAAGUCAGGCUGAUUCCCUCCAGCCAGCAGGUCCAAGAAGCUGCUGUCCCUCCUGUCAUGUCCAAGGAUUUGAAGGAAAUUGUGUUUCCACCACAAAACACGGACAGCCAACUCAAACGCAUGAAGAGAGACUGGGUCAUCCCCCCAAUCAAUGUCCCAGAAAACUCACGAGGCCCAUUCCCACAAGAGCUUGUUCGGAUCCGGUCAGACCAUGACAAAAACCGGUCCCUCAGAUACAGUGUGACAGGCCCUGGUGCUGACCAGCCUCCCACUGGCAUCUUCAUAAUUGACCCAAUCUCUGGAGAGUUGUCAGUCAACAAGCCCCUGGAUCGAGAGCACAUCCCCAGCUUCCAUCUGCGAGCUCAUGCAGUGGACCUGAAUGGGAACCAGGUAGAAAACCCUAUUGACAUUGUGAUCAAUGUGAUCGACAUGAACGACAACAGGCCCGAGUUCACUCAUCAGAUCUGGAACGGCACUGUUCCAGAGGGUUCCAAGCCAGGAUCAUAUGUUAUGACAGUAACGGCUGUUGACAAAGAUGAUCCCAAAACAGCUAAUGGGAUGCUGCGUUAUAAGAUCCUGUCUCAGAAUCCAGAGAGUCCAUCGUCCAAUAUGUUCACCAUCAACAAUAAAACAGGAGGCAUCAUCACGGUGGCAGCAGGCCUGGACAGAGAGAAAGUGCCUCAGUACACACUGAUCAUCCAGGCCACUGACAUAGAGGGCAACCCCAUGUAUGGCCUCUCCAACACAGCAACUGCUGUCAUUAAAAUCACUGACAUUAAUGACAAUCCGCCUGAGUUUACUGCUGAGACGUUUUUCGGCGAGGUGCCUGAAAACCGUGUGAAUGUCAUUGUGGCCAACCUGACGGUGACUGACAAGGACCAGCCCGACACACCAGCCUGGAAUGCUGUCUACAAAAUCACUAUGGGCGACCCCACCGGCAGGUUCUCUGUGCCCACUGAUCCGACUAGUAACGAGGGCCUGGUAACUGUCGUCAAGCCUAUUGACUAUGAAAUCAGUCGAACAUAUGUGCUGACUGUGGAAGCACGGAAUGAGGUCCCCCUGGCCAGAGGCAUCCACUCUCCUCGUCAGUCUACUGCCACUGUCUCCAUCAGAGUGAUAGAUGUCAAUGAGAGUCCCUACUUUGAGCCCAACCCCAAACUCAUUAAACUGGAAGAGGGAAUUAUGCCAGAGUCAACUCUGACUACCUUCACUGCACAAGACCCCGAUCGCUUCAUGCAGCAAAACAUCAGAUACUCCAAACUCUCAGAUCCAGCAAACUGGCUAAGGAUUGACCCCAACACCGGUCGAGUUACAACAACUGCCAUUCUGGACCGAGAGUCACCUUUUGUGAAGAAUAGUUUGUACAAUGCAACAUUCCUUGCUUCUGACAGUGGUGUACCUCCAGCAAGUGGCACAGGUACUCUCCAGAUCUACCUGCUGGAUAUCAAUGACAAUGCUCCCAGGGUAUUCCCUCAGGAGGUGGAGAUAUGUGAGAAGCCAGAGCCAAAUGCCAUCAACAUAACUGCUCUUGAUGGAGACUUGAACCCCAACGCGGGUCCGUUUGCAUUUGAGUUAGCCCACCGGCCACCUGAUGUUCGUAGAAACUGGACCAUCACAAGACUCAGUGGUGACUACGCUCAAGUGAGCCUGAAGAUUGGUUUCCUUGAAAAUGGUAUUUAUGAGCUCCCUAUCAUAAUCACAGACUCUGGCAACCUGCCCAUGUCCAACACCUCCUAUCUGAGGAUUAAGGUGUGCCAGUGUGACAUCAGUGGAGAUUGCACUGACCAGCAGCAAGCCUUGGCUGCUGGUCUGGGCACUGGUGCCAUCAUAUCCAUCCUCCUCUGCAUCAUCAUCCUCCUCAUUCUUGUGCUGCUGUUUGUCGUGUGGAUGAAGCGCCGUGAUAAAGAGCGUCAGGCCAAGCAACUCCUCAUUGAUCCCGAGGAUGAUGUGAGAGACAACAUUCUCAAGUAUGAUGAGGAAGGUGGAGGAGAAGAAGAUCAGGAUUAUGACCUGAGUCAGCUCCAGCAGCCGGACACGAUAGAGCCUGAUGCCAUCAAGCCGGUGGGAAUCCGACGUCUAGACGAGAGACCCCUCCACCCUGAGCCACAGUACCCCAUGAGGUCAGCAGCACCCCACCCUGGAGACAUCGGAGACUUCAUCAAUGAGGGACUCAAGGCAGCAGACAACGACCCCACUGCUCCUCCCUAUGACUCCCUGCUAGUGUUUGACUACGAGGGCAGCGGCUCCACAGCUGGCUCCCUAAGCUCUCUCAACUCCUCCAGCAGCGGGGGUGACCAGGAUUACGAUUACCUCAACGACUGGGGCCCUCGCUUUAGAAAACUGGCAGACAUGUACGGUGGAAGUGACGACUAGGACAUACAGCCACUUCCUGAAGGAUGAACAGAUAAAAAAAAAAAACACCAGAAGAAGAAAAGGAAAGAGCUCCUGUUGAUGGACAUGGACCGCUUCUGAUAUUCCCUGAGAGAGUGACCAGAAGAAACGAAACAAAAAAUAAACAUUGAUUCAGAAUAAAAAAAAUAAAAAAACAACCAACCUAGGCUUAUUGUUGUAGUCUACGCAUACAUAUGCUUGUUGAAAGCUUAGGCAUAGGCUGUGGUCCAGACAUGGAGGAUGUGGACUGUCACCAGUCAGAUUGUUGGUAUUAAAUGCGCUCAGUUACACUUGAAUUUCACAGUACAGAAGCACUGGGAUAUAAUGUGCCUUUUUGUACUUUUGUUUGGGAGGAGGGGUGGGGGGGGUGUCUAAAUGAUUAGUUUUAUGUUAAAGGCUUUAAUGGUACUGACUUUUGGAGUGAUUUCAAACAAAGUAUGUUGCACUCUGGUAUGCUUCUACAUGCUUUUUUCUCCUUUUUGUUACACAAUGUUCCUGUUUGAAGGUUAUUUAAAUACAAGUCAAAGAAAAUGAAGGAUCCUCUGUUAGCAUGGAUGGAAAGAAACUCAACUAAGAGCAGCACUGUACAGUAGACUUCUACACUUUUUUCACUGAAAGUUAAAAUUAUGCAGCUGGUUGCAAAUAAAGGGAGUUACGAAUCA